This is a messenger RNA of Geosmithia morbida, 1419 nucleotides long. RefSeq names its product type II pantothenate kinase. The record is from RefSeq and is a predicted model, not a curated record. The transcript has 3 exons. Gene Ontology annotation, cellular component: nucleus; cytosol. Gene Ontology annotation, molecular function: ATP binding; pantothenate kinase activity. Gene Ontology annotation, biological process: coenzyme A biosynthetic process. NCBI's taxonomy places the organism in Eukaryota, Fungi, Ascomycota, Sordariomycetes, Hypocreales, Bionectriaceae. The coding region runs from base 1 to 1419 and encodes 472 amino acids.
AUGACUCCAUCUGCGAACCAGCAAACACCUGUUGGGCCCGACAGUCCGACGCGCUCCCGCCAUCACCGGCGGCCGCGAACCAUGACCUCGACCGAGGAGAUUGACAACACCAUUAUCCGCCCCGGAAGCGUCAGGAUCAACGUCAAGGGCGCUUACAUUGUCGACCCGGAGCCCUCGGCAGCGGCACCUUCCUCGGCGGCUAACAAUGGAGGAGGCAGCAGUCCCACGACAAGCGAUAUCCGGCUACCAAACCAUACGGCAGUUGUGAGCCAUAUCGCAGUCGACAUUGGAGGAUCCCUCAUCAAGCUCGUCUACUUCUCUCGCGAGGUCGAUUCCACCGAUUCGGGUGGCCGUCUCAACUUUCAGAGUUUCGAGACGGAUCACAUCGACGAUUGCGUGGUAUUCAUGAGAGGACUGCGCGAUCAGCUCACCCUCAAUGGGUCUCGCCCCUCCGAGCUGUCUGUGAUGGCCACUGGUGGCGGCGCAUACAAGUUUUAUAACAAGAUACGUGCUGCGCUGGACGUUGACGUAUCGAGAGAGGAUGAGAUGGAAUGCCUCAUUAUUGGCCUCGACUUCUUCAUCACCGAGAUCCCCCGCGAAGUCUUCACCUACUCCGAGACAGACCCCAUGCACUUUGCCAGUCCCCAAGAGAGCAUAUAUCCAUACCUGCUCGUCAACAUUGGCUCCGGGGUGUCCAUGCUGAAAGUGACGGGUCCGCGAUCCUUCCAGCGUGUCGGCGGUACCUCUCUCGGUGGAGGCACCCUCUGGGGCCUGCUGUCACUCCUGACGGGCGCCCGGUCCUUUGACGACAUGCUCCGCCAGGCCGAGAACGGUGACAACUCGAGGGUCGACAUGCUCGUCGGAGACAUCUACGGCACAGACUACGGAAAGAUUGGCCUCAAGAGCACCACGAUUGCCUCAUCGUUUGGUAAGGUCUUCCGUAUGAAUCGCGGGGCCGAGGUCGGUACAGCCACGCAAGAUGCCGCCGGGGAGGAGCAGGGUGAAGUCAGUCAUUACGACCAGCCGCCCGCUCACGACGGCGACGACGACAGGCAGGUCGAAGACGACGAUGGACCACCCUUCUCCAACGCUGACAUCUCGCGAUCCCUCCUUUACGCCAUCUCCAACAACAUAGGUCAGAUCGCCUACCUCCAGUCCCAGAUCCACAAUCUCUCCAACAUAUACUUUGGCGGAUCCUUUAUCCGCGGCCACCGCCAGACCAUGAACACGCUCAGCUACGCCAUCAAGUUCUGGAGUAAGGGCGAGAAGCAGGCCUACUUCCUCCGUCACGAGGGAUAUCUCGGUGCCGUCGGCGCCUUUCUCAAGAGACAGCCGCUAAACUGGGGCCGGAGAGGUAGCGUUGACGACCCAGACGCCGGAGGUCAUCUGUCGUCGCCGCCUCCUGGAGAGCCGGCAUAA